AUGGGACGGCGACGACCGGCGACGGCGGCGCGGGCGAUCGUGGGGGGGGUGCUCGCGCUCGCGAGCGUCGCGGUGCCGGCGCGAGGGGCGUUCAGCGUGAUGCCGUCGACGGGGACGGGGACGACGGUGACGUACGCGGGGACGGCGGCGUUUCGCGAACGCGUCGUGGACGCGUGCGGGACGUGCGGCGGGGACGGCGCGGCGUGUCAGGGAUGCGAUGGCGUGACGAACAGUGGGAAGGUGUUCGAUGCGUGCGGGGCGUGCGGGACGGCGUGCGAUAAGAGCGAUACGUCCAUAACGUGUACGUUUAACGCCACGUGCGAGGACUGCGCGAGCGUCACGGGCGGCGCCGCGACGACGGACGCGUGCGGGAAUUGUAAAGCGCCGACGGACGCGACGUUUUCGCGAGAGGGGGUCCCGGAUCAUCAUCUCGGUGGCUGCGUCGGGUGCGAUGGAGUCGCGAAUAGCGGAGCGGUGAUGGACGUGUGCGGGGUGUGCGGCGGGAACGGGUGCUCGGGAACGGAUCCGUCGCUGUGGAGCUGGUGCUGCGAUUGCGCCGGCGUGGCUUUCGGGACGAGCGCGCAAGAUUUGUGUUGUGAAUGCAUCGACGGCGCAUCGUACUACCCCAACGGUGUGAAACCAGCCGAGCACACGCAGAUAGAAAAUUUAUGGACGCAAGGGCAAGAGGCGUUCGCGGCGGCGGCGGCGACGAUGACGACGUUUCGCGCGCUGGUAGAACCAAGACACAAGGCUGCGGCGCAGACGCUCUAUGAACAGGCAGAACAGGCGUUCAAAGAUGCAUGGGCGCUCGUCGCCACGCAGGCCGCUGUUCCAGGUACGACGAUGUGCUAUCCAGAGCUCACGGCUUUACCGCAAGUGACAAACAAUCGCGACGCGUGCGGCGUUUGCAAGGGGCAGCUUUCGUCUUGUUUAGGUUGUGCGACGAGCGCGACGCCGCUUCCGGUAGGGCCGUUAGAGGGCUUGUAUCCAGAUGAUUGCGAUGUGUGUGGUGGAUCGACUGAGGUGGAUGUGUGUGGGAUUUGUGGAGGGAGUAGCAACGGCUUGGAUUGCGUCGGUUGCGACGGCAUCGUCGCGAGCGGUAAAGUGCAAGACGCGUGCUACGACUCUGACGACACAAGAAUGUAUAGUAUCGACGCCGUUUCGGGAGCGAAGACGCUGCUCGUACAAGUUGGCGAGGUUGGUAGCGGGUGUAGCGACCCCGAUGCUUUCAUCACCGCGUGUGCAGCGGGGGGCGGCGGAUGUUGCGGUUGUGACGGCGUGCCGAAUAGCGGUAAAACGCUCGACGCAUGUGGCUCGUGUUUAGCGGCGGAUGCCACGGAUAGGAAGACCAACGCGAAUGCGUGCGAAGAAAUCUUCCUCGUUAAACUUCCAAGCGGUGUAGUGAUCGGUCCAUUCACGAAAGAACAGAUCCGAGGAGGAUCUUUGACGUACACCGAAUCGUCGACGAACACGGAGACGAUCUACACCAUCGAGCCGGAUUCGCAGAUUGCUAACGCUGCAGUUAUUGAUGUCACUGAAAGCGUCGAAUACGGCUACACUUCCGUCGAGCAAGAAUAUUUAGAUUCUUGGCAGUCGAUUUUUGUGAGCGGACGAGCGGAUGUGAUCAGCUCCACGAGCGUGCCGAACACGGUGAACACAGUCGUCGUCACUGGUAGUCGAGUGACGAAUACGAGCGAAUAUCAAGCGUUGCAAGUGAAACCGGAAUUCGUCGGUGUUAUUUAUCCGUUUUGCACGGGGGCGACGUAUCGGGCUGGUCAUAGACUGCACGGCAAGAAAACGGGGUCGAACUAUUUAGGAAUCAUCACCACGAGCGCGAGUAUGCCGGAAGACUGGACCGAGGCACAGUCACGUCUCGAUCGUGACUGGAACCCGUAUUCGGAGAGAGUGUUGGACUACGUCGCAGAAUGGGCCGAUCAGCGGUGUACGUGCGUCGCCGACUGGAGAACUGAACCCGAGCCCGUACCUCCAACAUGUGAGCGGGUUUGGCUGCAAGCGAGCGAGGAAAAGAAAAGUUCAAAGAUGGAGCGGAGCUGGGCGAGCGGCUCGUGGCGCGUUACGGGUGGUUGGUGGACGCAAGACUUUGGGCAGAAAACGACGACCACGCAAAAUGCUGCUCGCGGACCAAGACGUAUAGACUCAUUUGGGACGCUGCGCACACGACUCUCGCGUACGGCGAGCCAAGAAACCGACGAGCUCGGGGCGUGCGACUACAAAGCACUACGGGUCAUCGAUCCCGUGCGAAACGCGAGCGGCGCGGUGUGGUAUCCACAGCAACAGCAAGUCGCGCAAGGAUUCAACGUGACCUUCAAGUUCAUGAUCACGCAACCGACAGUCACAUGUGACUACGCCGAGAGCGUCAGCGGUGCGUUCGUGCAGUCUUUACACACUAAGCUCUAUGAAAAGUGUACGACUUCGGGCGGCGACGGCUUUGCGUUUGUCAUUCGCGACGAUAGCGCUUCGGCGCCGGGAGCGACAGACAUCGGGUUCGAUGGUCCCGGAUUGGGAUACGGUGGCAUCACCAAUUCGAUUGCGUUCGAGUUCGACACCGUGUUCACCGCAGCAUAUAACGAACCACGUGAGAGUCACGUCGCGAUUCACACUCGCGGUAAAUCCCCAAACACGGCGCAUUCGGCGGCGAGCCUCGCGACCGUCGCUCUUGACGGUUCCGUGCCCACGACGAGCAUCACCGACGGUCAGAUUCACGAAGUCUUCAUCACGUACAAGCCCAACAUCACCUCUGAGGAGAUGUUUUUCGCCAUCGAGUCCGGUGAAAUCACCGGUUUGUCCACCGCCCUCAGCGCGCACACCGCCGACUCCCUCGGAGUCGUCUCCGUCUACCUCGACGACAUGUCCUCACCGCUGAUGAGCGUCCCUUUCAACAUCGAGAGCAUCUUGCGCGACUCCGCCACGAGCGGCAGCGCGUGGGUCGGCUUCACCGCCGCCACGGGAGAUCUCUGGCAAGCCGUCGACAUCUUAGAGUGGAACAUGACCUCGGUCUCCGUCUCGUGACGGCGGCACGGUCAGACGGUUGUAAC
Messenger RNA from Ostreococcus lucimarinus CCE9901, 3056 nucleotides. RefSeq lists its product with no specific name. The coding region runs from base 1 to 3030 and encodes 1009 amino acids. Lineage: Eukaryota; Viridiplantae; Chlorophyta; Mamiellophyceae; Mamiellales; Bathycoccaceae. The transcript has a single exon. The record is from RefSeq and is a predicted model, not a curated record.